Fusarium verticillioides 7600 is the source of this 1287-nucleotide messenger RNA. RefSeq names its product replication fork protection complex subunit Csm3/Swi3. The record is from RefSeq and is a predicted model, not a curated record. Bases 33 to 1010 code for a protein of 325 amino acids. Gene Ontology annotation, molecular function: DNA binding. Gene Ontology annotation, biological process: replication fork arrest; replication fork processing; DNA replication checkpoint signaling. The transcript is spliced from 3 exons. Lineage: Eukaryota; Fungi; Ascomycota; Sordariomycetes; Hypocreales; Nectriaceae. Gene Ontology annotation, cellular component: nucleus; replication fork protection complex.
CACCAGACUUGAGGAUACAAUCACAAUACAAAAUGCCUACACUAGACUCGGAUCCCGCCAACGGGCUUGAUAACUACGAUGUUGACGACUUUUCUGACGACCCCUUUGCAUCACCGCCACCAGAAGCCGCCAACAAGAAGCGAAAAGAGCCAGAUUCUGGUCUUGGUAUUGAUCAAGAGGUUGAUGUCAAGAAGAGGGCACGAGUUCCCAAUGUAAAACUCGACGAAGAGAGAUUACUCGGACCCAAAGGUAUUCCCAAGCUAAGGCAAAGGGCAAAGGACCUCAAGAUCAAGGGCAAAGGCCAUGAAUUCUCUGACGCCUCUCGACUUCUAUCCUUCUAUCAACUAUGGCUAGACGACCUCUUCCCCAAAGCCAAAUUCCUCGACGCCCUUACCAUGGUCGAAAAGGCCGGCCACAAGAAACGAGUCAUGAUUGCACGAAGCGAUUACAUAAACGAGAGCAAGCCCAAAGACAGAACUGCAGAUGAUGAGGAAGAGGACGACUUGUUUGGUGAAAAUGAUGCAUCGAGACCUACAGAGCAGGAGGGUACAAGGCCAGCAGAACCUGCAAGACCAAAAACACCAGAGCAAGACCCAGGCGUACCAGACGACGACGAUCUCUACGAUGCUACACCACGAGCUGCACGACGAAGCGCAGGACCAAUUGUCCCCAUCCGCAACGACGUUCCAGAAGACGAUGAUUUCGAGGCUCUUAUUGCCGAGGCAGCAAGUCACGACGCAGCUCAGAAAGCGAAAACAAAACCCACACCAGCAGAGCCAGAUGAUGAUGACCUAGAUGCACUCAUGGCCGAGGCAGAAGUGCAAGAUACAGCGAAGAAACCAGAAGCGGCGCCAGUAGAGCCAGAUGACGAUGAUCUAGAUGCGCUGAUGGCCGAAGCUGAGAGUCAUGAUCAGACGAGCAAAGAGAAAAGUCAAGGCUCAAAAGAUAAGGAGACAAACAAUUUUGACGAUGAAGAGGCUGCUAUGCAAGAAAUGGAUGGGUUAUGGUAAAUUUCCAAAGGUAUCAUGAUGGUUUGGCGUUGGGCGUAUGGGCAAGCACCAGUUUCUGUCUCUGGACUUUGGUGGAUGUCAUUAAACAUCAAUUGGAUCAUAUACCAAACACAUGUUGUUUUCACACUAGCAUUAGUGGCUAUUAUGCUGUCAUUUUCAGGAAACAUCUUUAUUCGACUUAAGAUGAUACUGGAGGCUACCAAACGGGGAGAUAUAUCCAGAUGAAAGAGAUAGAAAAUUAGACGUGAGAACAAUCCUAAACGAAGUCAAAGUCAAA